UGAUAAUAUCGUGGGAUUUCACAUUUAUAAUUUAUGUUCACACCACAUCCACACACUCGACUCACAGCUCGCCAGCUGAAACAAACCACCUGUCCGCGUCAUCGAGCCUCGAGGGAUGGAUGAUGUCAUGAUCGGAGCAUCGCCGCCGCCGUCGACGGACGAGGCGGAGCCUGGUGAAGCCGAAGUUACGGCGGUGGCGGAAGCUGUGGAGGAAAAGGAACUGCUUUGUCCCAUAUGUAUGCAGAUCCCAAAAGACGCCUUCCUCACCGCAUGCGGGCACAGCUUCUGUUACAUGUGCAUCGUUACUCAUCUUCGGAACAAAAACGAUUGUCCCUGUUGUGCCCAGUUCCUGACCACUUCCCAGCUCUUCCCCAAUUUUCUACUCGACAAGCUAUUGAAGAAGAUGUUUGCUCGUGAACAUUCAAAAACUGCAUCUCCAGUAGAACAAUUUCGGCAAUCGUUAGAAAAGGGUUGUGAAGUGUCCGCAAAGGAGUUAGGCUCUCUAUUGUCUCUGGUGGCUGAGAAAAAGAGAAAAAUGGAACAGGAAGAAGCAGAGAGAAACUUGCAAAUCCUAUUGGACUUCCUACACAACUUAAGGCGGAAAAAAAUUGAUGACCUCAAUGAGAUGCAAAAUGACCUUUUGUACAUCAAGGAAGAUUUGACCACCGUCGAAAGACGUAGAAUGUAUCUAAACCGUGCAAGAGAAAGAUGCUCCAUUAAAGUGAAUGUGCUCUCUGAUGAUCCAAUGGGAACCAGACCCCAUACUUCAUUAGUGGGUAGAAGUACUCCUGGGUUUUUGUACAACUCUUCUAGUGCACCAGGGGGAAUAACUUCCUACAAGAAAAAUGAGGGAAAUAUUCAGAUCACCCCCCAUGGGACCCAGAGCAAGGGUGGUGGGUUAACUUCACAACAUGUAGGCGAUCUGGCCAUGAUACGUAAGAAGCGGGUUCACGCACAGUUUAAUGAACUUCAAGAAUUUUACUUACAAAGGAGACGUCAGUCGGUGAACCAUUUAGGGAACCACGAAAAGAAAGAUAAAACUAUGUUUACAAGAGAAGGCUAUAGUUCUGGUCUAGAAGAUUUCAAGUCAGUUCUAAGUACUUUCACUCGGUACAGCCGGUUACGAGUAAUUGCUGAACUUCGGCAUGGUGACCUCUUUCAUUCAGCCAAUAUUGUCUCGAGUAUAGAGUUCAAUUGUGAUGAUGAGCUAUUUGCCACUGCUGGAGUUUCACGGCGUAUAGAAGUUUUUGAUUUCUCUUCGGUAGAUUUCUUCCCCUUUUGCCUAUAUUCUCUGCACCAAUUGCCUUUCACACUGCAAAUAUAUUUAAUGGAGAUUACAGCUAUUGUUGUAAAUGAACCUAAAGAUGCGAACCCUGUUGUUGAGAUGGCAACAAGAUCUAAACUUAGCUAUCUAAGCUGGAAUAGAUUCAUGAAAAGUCAUAUAGCUAGUAGUGAUUACGAGGGAAUUGUAACGGUAUGGGAUGUAUCUACACAGCAGAGUAUUAUGGAAUACGAGGAGCAUGAAAAACGUGCUUGGAGUGUUGAUUUUUCCCGAACAGAUCCUUCGAUGCUCGUGUCCGGUAGUGACGACUGUAAGGUCAAAGUGUGGUGUACGAAGCAAGAAGCCAGCGUCCUCAACAUUGAUAUGAAGGCAAAUAUAUGCUCUGUGAAGUAUAAUCCCGAAUGUAGCAAUUAUAUUGCGGUAGGUUCUGCAGAUCAUCAUAUCCAUUAUUAUGACUUGAGGAACACUCAUCAUCCACUUCACGUGUUCAGUGGCCAUAAAAAGACGGUUUCUUAUGUAAAGUUUCUUUCAGAAAAUGAGCUUGCUUCGGCAUCGACAGAUAGUACCCUUCGGCUAUGGGAUGUCAAACAAAAUACUCAUGUUCGCACAUUUAAAGGGCACAUGAAUGAGAAGAAUUUUGUGGGCUUCACGGUGAACAACGAGUUCCUAGCUUGUGGCAGCGAAACAAACGAUGUGUUUGUCUAUCACAAGGCUAUCUCCAAACCUGCCACGUGGCAUAAAUUUGGAUCCCUCGAAGCGGAAGAUAUGGAAGAAGACGCGAUAUCUUACUUCAUAAGUGCAGUUUGCUGGAAGAGUGAUAGCCCCACAAUGUUAGCUGCCAAUAGUAAAGGAACAAUAAAAGUGAUGGUCCUCGCUGCUUGAACAUUUUGUACAUAAGUCUCUAAUAUACUCUCCAAUUUUGUACAUACUUGUUUGCAUGCCUUUAUGUGUUAGUGGUGUGGGUUCUUGGUGAUAGAUCAUAAGGAAUAUUAAUCCUAUAAUGCAUUUUGUGAUUGUAUUGCAUGUAAAUUAGGCAUAACCUGAGUGGGAUCAAACUGGAAAGUUAUUAUAUAUUGCCUUUUGGUGUAGAAUUGACAGAUUUAUCAUCCCUUGAUAUUGAUAAAUUGAUUUAGAUUUUAGACUUUAUAUUUUGCGUCUAACAUUAUUGUGUAAGGCAGACUGGA
Molecule: messenger RNA, 2466 nt
Organism: Striga asiatica
Lineage: Eukaryota; Viridiplantae; Streptophyta; Magnoliopsida; Lamiales; Orobanchaceae
Source: the annotation of a GenBank genome assembly